This is a messenger RNA of Sciurus carolinensis (gray squirrel), 4928 nucleotides long. It is a transcript of the gene Ccng2, whose product is annotated as cyclin G2. Gene Ontology annotation, biological process: mitotic cell cycle phase transition; regulation of cyclin-dependent protein serine/threonine kinase activity. The coding region runs from base 308 to 1342 and encodes 344 amino acids. The transcript is spliced from 8 exons. NCBI's taxonomy places the organism in Eukaryota, Metazoa, Chordata, Mammalia, Rodentia, Sciuridae. Gene Ontology annotation, molecular function: cyclin-dependent protein serine/threonine kinase regulator activity. The record is from RefSeq and is a predicted model, not a curated record. Gene Ontology annotation, cellular component: cytoplasm; cyclin-dependent protein kinase holoenzyme complex; nucleus.
GCGUCGAAAACUCAAAACAAAAACAAGGGCUUUGCUGGGGCCUCGCUGAGGCUACGGUGCCGGUGGAGGCACUGUUUGUGUGGGGCCGGGGUUGCGCCCCGAGGAGGGUGGGCGCGCCCGGGGAAAGGAUGAAGCCGGGGCUGUAAGGCCGAGGCGGCGGUGGCAGGAAGGAGGCUUGGAUGUCGGCCCCGGGGCACCGCUGAGGCAGCGGGUCCCAGACCUCGGAGACUGGUCCUGCGCCCCCACCGCACCCCGUACUCUCCGGAGUGCAACGCCGGGGGGCCGGUGGAGGCGCACCUCCGGCACGAUGAAGGAUUUGGGGCCAGAGUGCUUGGCAGAUCGUGAAGGAGUUCAGCUCCUUGGAUUGUUGAGUUUCUAUCUGGAACAAGAACAGAGAUUCCAACCUCGAGAGAAAGGGCUGAGCUUGAUCGAGGCUACCCCAGAGAAUGAUAAUACUUUGUGUUCAAGAUUGAGAAAUGCCAAAGUAGAAGAUUUAAGGAGUUUAACUAACUUUUUUGGAUCUUGCACUGAAACAUUUGUUCUAGCUGUCAAUAUUUUGGACAGAUUUUUGGCUCUUAUGAAGGUGAAACCUAAACAUUUAUCUUGCAUCGGAGUCUGUUGUUUUUUGCUGGCUGCUAGAAUAGUUGAAGAAGAAUGCAAUAUUCCAUCCAUUCAUGAUGUAAUCCGGAUUAGUCAGUGUAAAUGUACUGCUUCUGACAUAAAACGGAUGGAAAAAAUAAUUUCAGAAAAAUUGCACUAUGAAUUGGAAGCUACUACUGCCUUAAACUUUUUGCACUUAUAUCAUACUAUUGUACUUUGUCAUACAUCAGAAAGGAAAGAAAUACUGAGCCUUGACAAACUAGAAGCUCAGCUGAAAGCUUGCCACUGCCGACUUGUCUUUUCCAAAGCAAAACCAUCUAUAUUAGCUUUGUGCCUUCUCAAUUUGGAAGUAGAAACUUUGAAAUCUGUUGAAUUACUGGAAAUUCUCCUGCUUGUUAAAAAACAUUCCAAGAUUAACGACACCGAAUUCUUCUACUGGAGGGAGUUAGUAUCUAAAUGUUUAGCUGAGUAUUCUUCUCCUGAAUGUUGCAAACCAGAUCUGAAGAAGUUGGUUUGGAUUGUUUCAAGGCGCACAGCUCAGAACCUCCACAAUAGCUACUAUAGUGUUCCUGAGUUGCCAACAAUCCCAGAGGGGGGUUGUUUUGAUGAAAGUGAAAGUGAGGACUCUUGUGAAGAUAUGAGUUGUGGAGAAGAGAGUCUCAGCAGUUCUCCACCCAGUGACCAAGAGUGCACCUUCUUUUUCGAUUUCAAAGUGGCACAGACACUGUGUUUUCCAUCUUAACUCUAAUUAUUCUGUGUCAAAAUUUAAAGUAUGUCUACCGGUUUUAAAGCAAUAAAUGGGGGAGUAGGUAGUUUUCUGGUCCAGCCCCCAUCUAGGCAGGAAUUACAUGGACUGGAAUACCUACCUUCUAUUUAUUAUUCAGAUCAGAUCUGGCCUAUUUUCAUAUUUAAUCCUAAGCCAUCAAAUGGGUUAGUGCCUCUUAAAUAAUUAACAAUACUUUAGACAUUGGCACUUUAUUUUUGUUGUUGAUCUUUAGCUACUUGGGGCAGGAGGGAAGGUGCUGAUACCUUUGUUACUUUUCAAGAAGAUUUUUAAAGUUGAAUAGUAUAGCUUAUCUUAAGCUUUUUAAUAAAGCCUUCAGGUGUCUUUAUUUAACAGAUUGGGAGUGUGCAAGUGCUUCCUUAGCAGGGACAAUGGUUAAUCCUUUAAUGGUUUCUUAGAUUUUCUUCUCUCCCCAUUUUCAAAACAGACUAUACAGUACUCUUAAAUGUCAGACACAUAAUUCUGUUGUUUUUUAAAUGAUCAGUGUACUAUUUGAUGCAGAUCCUAUAAACUUAGGAAUUUUCUGUGAAUUUUAGUAUAUGAUGUCUUUAAUUGAGGUUUCUGCUAAAGCAGAAAUAAUCGUUAGGCUAGAGUUGUUAGAUAGUUGCAUUCUUAAUGCCUAAGUAUUGUCAGACUAUAGUAUUAUUUUAAUGUUAUUAAAAAAAUCCAUAAUCUGCUAGUUUUGCAUGUACCUGUAUGAAAGCAAUACAGGAAGUUAAACAGAACUAGGUAACUAUGGAAUUAUAAAUGUUGAUUUAGUAGCACAUUUUAUUUUCUUAAAGUCUGCAUGAUCACAUUUUAUUUCCUUUGUAAUUCACAUUUCAAAAAUAAUGUGUUAGUAUAUGGGUGCCAAGAUUUUAAUAUGAAGUAAAAAGAACUCCAGUGUUUGUAGUAUUAUAGUUUUAAGCAAAUCUUUGGUGAUCUAGCCAUAAGGAUGGGGAUAUAUAAACUCUGUACCCGUAAGAUUUUGUACAGAGAAUUUUUAACUUUAUAAACUGUAUAUGAAAAUGUAAAUCUUUCAUAUUGUAUAUAAAAUACUGUAUUUUUUUACCUUGUGUGUGUGAUAGUCUAGUCAUUGCAUGUAAAUAUAAUUUAUUGUGUAUUCAGUGUUAUAAUCAGACAUUGAUGACUUACUUUUUUACUGGUAAGUCAACAUCCACUGGAUGUUUUCUGAAGUGAAUCUUUUUGAAGUGAUAAUAGAUUACAAUUCAAAAUAAAAAUAUUAAUGAAUUCUCCUCGUUUGCAUUCACAUCUUAAUUUUUAAUCUUUUGGUAAAAAUGCUUGCCAAGUUUCAAUAAGAAAACUCAAAAUGCCCUCACCAUCAACCUUCUAACUGGCUACCAGAAGUCCUUUGGGUAAUAGUUCUUUCAACAGUUUUGCUCUGCCUUGAAAGUACCAAAAGUGAAUCUGUCACUUGAGGAUUGACUUUUCUCUGGGGUGGAUUCAUAUUAAGUAAGCUCUCAGAGACUGGGAAUUAACCUGAAUGCCUAUUAAAUUAUGGUGAAAGGCAAUAAGUAUCAAGUAGACCAGAAUGCCCAGGUUGGCAGAUCAGUACAAUCUAUGACAAAUCAAAUUCUAAUCAGAAUGUUACUUGGUGAAUAAACAUGGAUGGAUCCCUGCUGGCUUCUGGCUAUUUGGAUCUUUAGUCUCAGGUUGUUUUGCAAGUGGUGGUCUUCUCGUUUGAUUUUAUAGACUUUGUUCUCUGUGUUGGUUGAAAAAUAAGGUACACUGAAUAUGGUUUUCAUGUAAUAUCUUUUCUUCCUUGGAGAUAAGGGUAUAUUUUCCUACCCUUCAGGUGGAGAAUCUGCUUGAGGAUGAUUCUCUUCAGUAAUUUUGGCAAAUAAUGAACAAAAUAUUCUGCUUUCAGAUUUUGGUUUGUUGAGAUAUAGAAGUUAUUUGUGACUUUCCAACUCUUGUGACCCUCUUCAGUUCCUCCAGGGUUGUAUUGCUUCUUGCUAGAUGCUUCUGAGUGAGUUGUUCAUGAUUUCAUUUGUACCCUUUUCUGAGUUUAAGUAUAUUUAGUCUAAAUUAAUUGAGCUCCCAAAUCUUUUUUUUUUUUUUUUUUUUUUUAAACAACUGGUCAUUCUACUUGGAAGUUUCUGAUCACUCCUAAACCUGCUCUUCCUGUAUGUCUGUCUCAGCAAAUAAUUCUAUCCAUGCAAGUCAGAGAUAUGCUCAUCUCUACCUGUUUACUAAAGAGUCACCAGCCUCUAUCAUUUAUGUGAUAUUCUUAAUGCCAUUUCUCUUUACUUGGUCUCUUUUUCUGUCCCUGGUUCAGACCUGUACUCUUAACAAGAGUUAUUGCAAUGUAUUAGGCUUUUUGUUGAUCUCUUCCUUGCUACCUGUACCUGCUUUUAAAAUAUGUAAAAUAGACUUGAAAAUUGUUUAAUAGGUCCCAAUCAUAAAAUCUAUAUAAGUCUCUUCCUAAUGUGCACCUGUUUCUGAUUUGUUUUUCCAUACAUAAUUUUGUGUUAAGAAGGAAAACUAACAGCUAUGUGGAAGAUGGACUAGAGCAGGUGUGUGUGCUUUGCCAUUCUGUUGUGCAUGGUGAAGUAUUAUGUCAGGGCCCUGGGUCUCUACCCAUCUGACCCUGCUUCUACCCUUCCCUGUAAGAAGUUGAGAUUAGAUAAAUAAUGUGCUUUAAUUACCUAUCACACUCCGUUGAUACUCAGGUUAAUUACAAAGGCAUUGGUUGUGCACUUCUCAUAGCAAUUUUAACCAUUUUCUUGAUCUAGGAUUUGCCAUUGUCUUCAAUUCUUUAAGCAUUUUAAUGCUAUGUUCCAAUAUGGUAUUUCUCUGCUUACCUUGCAUCUCUCCCACCACACAUGCAAAUUAUUACUUUAUUUAGGCAAUUCACUUAGAUUUUUAUUUGUAUUAAGACAAUGUACUUUGCAUUUGUUAUUUUUGAACUCAGUUUUCCUAAUUAAUACCAGAAAUGAUAAAAAAUCUAUUCAUUUGUGUUUAGCCAGAUUGUAUCACAGGUAGUUACCCAAGAUGGCAGCCAGCGAGUCUUCAAUACAAGCUGCUCUUUCUAUCAAAUUAGUAGAGUCUGUUUCCCUUGAAGUUUGGCCUUUUGAUUGGCUUUGCCUACUAAAGUGCAGUGGAAAACAUUCAGCGUAUGUGUAUACCUAGGCCGUAAGAGGACUGGCAGCUACCCUUUUAUCCUUCUUGGAAGCAAGCUACCAUGUUGCAAAAGAGCUCUGGCUGAGUUAAUGAAAGAUGGGAAGACAUGUGGAGAGAGGCUCUUGAGGAUAAGAGACCAUCUUGGGUGGUCUGAGCUCCCAGGUGAAUACCACUGUAUCCUCCCUGUGGUGUACAUGGUAGAGGAACCACCCAGCUGAUCCCAGUCAGCCUACAGACAAGUCAUUGUCACAAGGUUUUGGGGUGAUUUGUUGUUACACAGCAGUAGUUUGUUAUUUAUGGUCAAAUGGUGAUUAUUUCUGGUGAGAUUAUACAGGUAUUUUUAAAAUUAUGCUUAUCUGUAGUUUCCUUUUUCUUACAAUGGAUUUGAAUUAGUGGUGUAUUAAAAGAAUAAAGAAUAAAC